UCUUCAUUUUCCAUAUCAAAGAGAUCAUAUAUAUAUACAACAUCCAAUAUCUUAUAUUUAAUUAGAAUGUCUAGCAUUUUUAAGAUUAUCGGGUUUCAGAACAGAAGGUCAUAUUCAGACGGAGAUGACGAUGGUGAUUAUGACUAUGCUCCUGCAGCAUUCUUAGAAGGAGAUGACGAUGAUGGAGAUUAUGAUUAUGCUCCAGCAGCAUCCUUGAAUGGAGAUGACGAUGACGGAGACUAUGAUUAUGUUCCUGCAGCAUCUUUGGACGGAGAUGACGAUGAUGGAGAUUAUAAUUAUGCUCCAGCAGCAUAAAGUAUUAUAGAUUCUUGACAAUGGCGAAUCUAGAAUAGACCCAACGUGUUGAGUCC
This is a messenger RNA of Solanum stenotomum, 371 nucleotides long. RefSeq lists its product as uncharacterized. The coding region runs from base 67 to 315 and encodes 82 amino acids. The transcript is spliced from 3 exons. NCBI's taxonomy places the organism in Eukaryota, Viridiplantae, Streptophyta, Magnoliopsida, Solanales, Solanaceae. The record is from RefSeq and is a predicted model, not a curated record.